Molecule: messenger RNA, 1736 nt
Organism: Guyanagaster necrorhizus
Lineage: Eukaryota; Fungi; Basidiomycota; Agaricomycetes; Agaricales; Physalacriaceae
Exons: 6
Coding region: 218-1639 (473 amino acids)
Source: RefSeq, a predicted model, not a curated record
UCGUAGAAAAAUUAUCAUCAAAACCGCAUCAGAAUAAUCAUUUUCACCCACAAGUCUCGAAGAUGCUCUCGACCCUCUGCAGCUCCCUUCGCCAAACUCACUUCCACAUUGUUUAGAUGACUGCCAAGUCUGCUUUUUGCAGAAAGGCUACCGACUCGGAACGCCGAUUCACUUAAAAGCGCUCGUUUCUUCAAUGUAGUUCUUCACUCUCGUCAGCAUGAGCAAAGAGCAAUCCUCCAGUAACACAUCGCUCCCUCACAGCCCCCCAGAGACCGUCAUUUCCCGUUCCUUGUCCCGCCUCGCCGACGAGAAGCAGAUGAACCCAUGGGACGGGUACGAGAACGACGAGGUGCCUGAAAAGGUACAGCCGCGCUUGGUGCGCAACUUGCGCUUGCAGGCAUUUUCGAUCUAUCGUCGCCUAUUUUCCGUGGUCUUCAUCACGAACAUGGGAAUCUUCAUCUCGUAUGCCAUUCGGGGAUACGAUUCGCAGAAGAUCGCGCUAUUGGCAGUUUCGAAUCUCUUCAUUGCGAUCCUCAUGCGACAAGAACUAGUUAUUAAUACACUGUUCGCGGUCGCAUGUGCAGUACCUCAGUCCUGGCCAUUUUGGAUUCGUAAACUUGCCGCGCGGGUGUACCAUAACGGAGGAGUCCAUUCUGGAGCAGCGGUUUCCGGUACCAUCUGGCUCAUUCUUCUCGCCGUUCAAGCUACGAGAGAACUCGUAAACAACAAAGGAACUUCGGUCGCAACAGUCGUGCUCACGUACAUUAUUCUAGCAUUCUUGACGAGCAUCGUCAUGUUCGCCCACCCCACUCUCCGUGUGAAGCAUCAUGACGCGUUCGAAUGCGUUCAUCGAUUCAUGGGAUGGACUGCAACAGCACUGGUGUGGGCACAGGUCAUCUUACUCACGAACGAUUACAAAGGCGAGAAGUCCCUUGGCAACGCUCUCAUCCACUCGGCGCCCUUCUGGCUGAUGAUCGUUCUGAGUUGCUCACUAAUCCUUCCGUGGGUGAAACUGCAAAAGGUCCCCGUUCGUAGCGUCGUCCUCCCCGACCAUGCUGUGCAGUUGUUCGUUGACUAUGGCCCACACCCAGUUCCUGGGUCGUUCCAGCGCUUCUCUACGGAUCCAUUAAACGAAUGGCACAGUUUCGCCACGAUCGCGAUCCCUGGAAAGACCGGGUUCUCCAUUAUCAUCUCUCAGGCAGGCGACUGGUCGACGGAGAUGAUCACGAACCCGCCGAAAGAUAUUUGGGUACGAGGAAUGCCGACAUGUGGACUGUUACGGAUCGUACCUCUCUUCCGAAGGGUGUUGUUUGUCGCUACUGGGAGCGGGAUUGCACCGUUCACGCCUCACAUCAUGAGUGGGAAGGUCAACCAUAAGCUGUUCUGGAUGGCACCAAACACACGUGCCACGUUCAGCGAUCCAUUGGUUGAUAUGGUAUUAGAGAAUAGUCCUGGAGCGGUUGUUUAUGAUACUCGGAAGCAUGGGAAGCCGGAUAUCAUUAAGCUCACUCAUCGUCUAGUGGAGGAGUUCAAGCCGGAGUGUGUUUGCGUGAUAUCGAACCAGAAUUUGACGGAAAAGGUCAUUUAUGGUCUUAGGAGCCGGGGAAUGCUUGCGUUCGGGGCUAUAUUUGAUUCUUAGGCUAUGAUUUAUGACUUCUUUCGGGUAUCUGUAUGUAAUUAUCUAGUCUUAUGACUUGCAAGUCAGUCAAAUAAUGAUCUGGUAUCUUUUCAGCGGA